Molecule: messenger RNA, 2197 nt
Organism: Anastrepha ludens (Mexican fruit fly)
Lineage: Eukaryota; Metazoa; Arthropoda; Insecta; Diptera; Tephritidae
Exons: 5
Coding region: 254-2113 (619 amino acids)
Biological process (GO): maturation of SSU-rRNA from tricistronic rRNA transcript (SSU-rRNA, 5.8S rRNA, LSU-rRNA)
Cellular component (GO): small-subunit processome; Pwp2p-containing subcomplex of 90S preribosome
Molecular function (GO): protein binding; snoRNA binding
Source: RefSeq, a predicted model, not a curated record
CAUUUUACAAAACAAAUCAAGAUCGCGGCAGCCCUACACCAUCAGCUGAUGGACAACGUGUUUUCAUUUGGUCAACCUAUAGCCAACUUCACUUUCCCUCAUGUACUUAUAUCGAACUGUGUAUACAUACUAAAUUUAUAAACAUUUUGGCGUGCCGGUUUAGUUUUUUCGGAUUGAAUGAAAAUUCUAAUUCUUACGAGAGGAGGCAUAUUUAUUUGAUAUAAAGUAGCGAAAGCGGCAAAGGUGCUAAAAAAUGGAGGUAGUUCAAGAAUUACAGGAACGCGCUUUGCCCGUCUAUGAACAACUGAAGAGAUACAAUAUUUGUGACGACCAUGAGAUCAGUGAAUAUAAGCAAAAGCGGGAGUCUUUCGCUCUGCAACUCACACAGAAAAGUGUCAACAGUCGCACUUACGUAGAAUACAUUAUAUUGGAGCGCAAAAUGUAUCGCUUGGUGGAACGAAAAGAAGCCAGUUAUAAAACAGAACUAAGAGGUUUAAAGAAUAAUCUUAUAAAUCACAUUACAAAAUUGUACCGCGAGUGUCUUCACAAGUUUCCUGAGGCCGAAAGUUUGUGGAAUCAUUUUAUAGAGUUCAGUAAACAUUCAAAUCCAGCACAAGUACUCGGAAUCUACGAGAAAAUGCUCUCAUAUCACGGCUCCAACGAAAAAAAUUGGGUUGAGGCUGCGCUUUGGGCUUUUAGCAACGAUAGUGACAGUCUUGUUUGGCAAGACAUUUGCACGCGAGGCUUGCAACGUCAUCCUAAUGAAGAAAUUCUGACCAAAACAUUAUUCGAUUUGUUAGUCUUUGUAGCCCACAAACGGGUGGAAGCUGGGCAAAAACUGGAUUAUGAAAGCUCUUUGCGGCAGGCAGAAUGCGUUUAUAGAAAUAGCCGUACAACCAUUACAAAUUUACCAUUUUUCCUCGGACUAGUGCAGCGGUGCGAGCAUUGUUCAUUUAUCAAUAUCACAGCUAGCUUGCAAUUAAAUAUAAUUGAAGAUCUAUUAGAGCGUUACCCUUCACAAGAAAAACUCUGGGAUUUUUUGGCACAGCGGGAGCUGCGUGGCUUCGCUUUAAAUGAUUUAAGGGAGCAUGCUAAAAGAAAGGAAUCUGGAGUUUCAAUCGCAUCGGAUAAUGGGCAGGCUAAAGAUGGUACCAAUCAAGGUGCGUCGAAGAGCAAUACCAUUUUGUUUAAGCCAGUUUUUAAGGACCGUUCAAUGAGGCAACGCAUUGAACUUUGCUCGAAAGUAUACGAAACGGCAUUAAAAACUCUGAAAACCCGUACUAUGUGUCAUGAUUACAUAAGCGCCAUGUUAAUAAUAAAUGAAAAUAAUGAAACAGAUUUGAAAACCAGGCGCAAGUAUCUAGCAAUGGCUCUGAAAAUGGGCCAUGAAUUAGGUCUGAUGAGUGAAGAGCACUAUUGCGUUUUUCUGCGUUUGUUAAUCGUAACUGAAACCGGCAGAAAAAUCGCCGAAUCUAUGCUAAGUGAAGUAUGCUCUGCUUACAAAUCAGUUAAAUUAUAUGAAGUAUGGAUUUCAUACUACAUUAGUCAAAAUGCAUCGGAUAUGGUAGAAAAAAUCCAUGCGAAAGCCGUGAAAGACCUGGGAGAUAAAUCUGGACCCAUAUUUGAAUUAGCUAUUCAAUACUUCAAAACUAGAUACGAUGAAGACCGUUCAACACUUGAUCGACUCUACCGCGACGCUAUUAAAAUGACAAGUCCUAAAUUCGGCAUAUUUCGCGCGCAGUAUCUAGAAUUUUGUAUGAUUAAUUCUCCCUUUGAUAAAGUACGCAAAGAGUAUGACCACUUAAGUCAGUUGCCACCGCCCUGCCUACAGUUACAUGAAAAAAUGGCUGAACUAGAAUCCCAAGUUAUUUUAAAGACUAAAAAAGAUACUGAACGUCGACGUCAAGUCUAUGAAAACAUGGUUUUGCAGUUUGGAAAGGAAAAUACUUCUGUCUGGAUGGAGUAUGUUCGUUUCGAGUGCUCAUUUGGUGAUAAAAAUCGUGUAACGCACAUCUACGAUCGUGCGAAGGCUACACUCAAUGAAAAUUUAGUGUAUCCCUUUCAAAUGGAGUACGAUUUAAAAAAGGAAAAUUUUAAAUCGGAAACUGAAUAAUUUAGACUAGUGUGUAACAAAUAUAAUAUGGAAUCUAUAAAUAAAUCGAAAGUAAUGGAACCGAGAAAAAUCGGGGAUAAUCAA